AUGGCACCGUCACUAGAAGUACCCAUCGCACCCUCGCCUGUGGGAAACAUCAUCAUCCCCACAAAGGAGGUUGCCGGCAACAACAAGUUUGGCUAUGUCCCUGGCCGGACAACCGUGGAACAACACACCAACUAUGCCCACGAAGACCUAUUGCCUACAUUCCCUGACAUCCACUGGGAGCCGUUGGAAUAUACCCCCUACCAGGAUCGAGGGCUCCGGGGGGACCCGAAAUUCCGCAACUUAUUACAAGAUGCCACAGCCGUGUUCGACUAUAACCCCAAAAUUGGAACUGAGAUUCAUGGUGUGGAUCUGUCAAAGCUUACAGGCGCUCAAAAGGACGACUUGGCUCGUCUGAUCGCCUACCGAGGGGUAGUGUUUUUCCGGGCUCAGAAGAACUUUGAUAUUGAAGCCCAACGAGAACUGGGACGACACUUUGGGAAACUGCACAAGCAUGCUACCACUUCCGUACCUCGAAAGAAGGGGCUCGAGGAUGUGCAUGUUGUCUACUCCGCGGACAAUGCUGGGGAUAACCGUGCUUUGUUCAGCCCAAGUUUUCUUUGGCAUUCUGAUGUGACAUAUGAAGAGCAACCACCAUCUUAUACCUCUCUCAAGCUGCUCACUGGCCCUCCCACCGGGGGUGGUGGCGAUACCCUCUGGUCUUCGCAAUACGCUGCCUAUGACAUUCUCUCUCCCUUUAUGCAAACCUAUCUCAAGGGCUUGAGUGCCCUCCAUUCAGCCGAUAUGCAGGCCAAUGAUUCUCGAGCGAUUGGGCGGCCAGUUCGAAGGGAUCCUGUUACCAAUGAGCACCCGCUCAUUCGAACCAACCCAGUCACUGGUUGGAAUGCAUUAUUCUUCAACCCGGGAUUUGUGACUAAGAUCAUUGGCAUCCCCAAAGCAGAGAGUGAUGCAAUCAUUCGCUACCUCACGGAUGUGGUUGCAACCACUCAGGAGAUGCAUGCUCGUUUCCAGUGGGGCAAGGAUGACGUCGCCCUCUGGGACAAUCGGACAACAACUCACAGCGCUUCCUAUGGCUUUUCACCACACCGCCGACAUGCUGUUCGCGUGGCAUGCCAAGCUGAACGGCCUGUCCUGGAGGCGUCGGGUAAAUCCCAAGAAGAAGAGCUUUGUGCCUUGUAUGGUCUGCCGGCAGUCAACAAGGAUGGUUCCCGGCAAUCAAACUACAACGAUUGA
Molecule: messenger RNA, 1191 nt
Organism: Penicillium macrosclerotiorum
Lineage: Eukaryota; Fungi; Ascomycota; Eurotiomycetes; Eurotiales; Aspergillaceae
Product: TauD/TfdA dioxygenase family protein
Exons: 4
Coding region: 1-1191 (396 amino acids)
Cellular component (GO): cytoplasm
Molecular function (GO): 2-oxoglutarate-dependent dioxygenase activity
Source: RefSeq, a predicted model, not a curated record